Molecule: messenger RNA, 8469 nt
Organism: Paramecium tetraurelia
Lineage: Eukaryota; Ciliophora; Oligohymenophorea; Peniculida; Parameciidae
Exons: 3
Biological process (GO): transmembrane transport; calcium ion transport
Cellular component (GO): membrane
Molecular function (GO): monoatomic ion channel activity
Source: RefSeq, a predicted model, not a curated record
AUGAAUCCAGAACCUAUUACUUUUUCAUCUUUGAUUGUGCUUAAUAUGAGUGCAUUCCCGAACUUAUCCCUAUACUCAAAUGGAUUCAGCACAUAGAAUUUUAAUUUGAGAUCAUUUCACCAAUUGAAAGGUGACUUAGAUUAAGAUUAUUAGAAUUGCGUUUUCAGAAUACUGCCAGUUCUGAAUUACAAGGCUCACGAUGAUCUUUUGCGAUAAUUCUAGGAUUCUAAUUUCAAGAACUUAGAAAUGUAUGAGUAAGGUCAAAGAAGAAAUAAAAUUUAAACCACAUUGCUCAAUUUAGAAAACGAACUAACUUCAAAUAUCUCUCUAACAAAAAAACUAGCAGGCACCCCUUUGGUUUUUAGUUCAUCAAUAUUUCACUUAGUUCAUGUUUCUUCAUUGAAAUUCUUAGCCUUAGAUGAUCAAAAUCUGGAAGCAUUAUAAUUUAAAUUAAUUGACUUCCCAAAUAGUAACACAUUAUUAAAAUUCAAUCCUUGUUUGAAUUUCCAAAAACUAAGAACCAAUUUAGUGUAUAGCGGAGACGUAGUAUGUAUAUCUGCAAACAAGCAAGUGUGCAAUAGAACAGCAAAUCUAUUUACUGAUUAUUGGGGAUUAAAUUAUUAUGAAUUGCAAGACGAACCAUAGAAAUACGAGGACGAAGUCUGUAAAGCUAAGGUGAUAGCAUCUGUUGAGGAUUAAACUUAAUGGAGAAUCAAAAUAUUUCAAAAUCAACAAGAAAAUGAUGAAGCCUUAUUCGUAGGAGACGUGGCCAUAUUUCAUUUGCCAGAACUGAACUUAUAUUUGAAUGCAAAGAAAACCUAAGACAUCCAAGAAAAAGUCAAAGAAAUCUUAGAUCGCAAUACUGUCGUCGACAUCAGCAAUAUAAUUCAAGACAAAGUCAUUUAUACAAAAUAGCAGACUCUCUUUCCAGGAUAGCAAGCUGUGAUGUCAAGAUAAGUAAGUGAAGAAGUGGGUAGAAGUGAACCAAAGAACUAUAAAUCAGAUUCUCAAAAUAGUCAUAUUUAUGAGAAGUAGCAAUCUCGUUCCUCUCAAAUUAUUCAGGCCUCAAAAAAUAUAAAAGAAAUAGAUAAGGCUCUCUAUUCAGAAAUUAAGUUAUAUUUUAGCAACUUUACUGGUAACAAAUCAGAUAAAAUUACUAUUCCCUUUAGUGCUUAUUGGAGAAUAGAAUCCGAUAAUUUCACUGGAGGGGAAGUCAAAUGGGAUAAGUGCUAUCGCAUUAGACAUUUUUAAACUGGAUAAUACUUGGAUGUCGAUAUAAUGAGAUAAGUAAUACUUACAGAGAAGGUGACUAAGAAUACCUUAUUCUAAUUUGUGGCUAUUAAGAAGAAUUCUAAAUACGUGGAUAAAGAAUCCUAUUUCUUAAUUAAGCAUUUUCUGACUGGGACUUAUUUAAAUAUUAGAAAUGAUCCUGUGUGCACAACUUAAGAUGUUAAUUUAAUAAAUUGCAUUAAAUUCAGGAAAACUGAUUAUGAGGAUAUCUGGGAAAAGAGAUUCUUAGUAUUUUUGGUACCAAUUUUAAAGGAGGCUAUUUCAUAUUUCGAAAUUCUUCAGCCUCUUACAAGUAUUGCUUUUAUGAAGAAAAACGAAGUCUAAGAGAGAAUUGAAUUUUAUUACCUUUUUGAAAAGCUCAAUUCUCUACUUGAAAUCUUGAAUCAGUUUAUGUAUAACAAAUUAGUGAGUAACAUAUAAACAACUCAAGAUUUCUCAUUUGUUUCCUAAAAUAGAUAGGACAUUAUUAGAGAGGAGAAUAUCUUACCUUUGCUCAUCUGGUUGAUAUGUAAGACAUUCCCUAAUCCAGAUGAAAAAAUAGAAGGAUCUGAACAAAACCUAAUUAAAGAUUUGUGUGGUGAGAAUUCAUUUAUUUUAAGAGUCUUAACUAUGAUUCAACAAAAGAUGGACAAAUCUAAUGAUAUAGAAUAUGAGAAAAAGGUUUAGAAAAUGAAAGAAUAAUUGGAAGAUAAUCAUAGAAAAAGGAAAAGACUAUUACAAUUAAAACUAUUUCAAACCAUUAAAAUAGCAUGUCAUAACAAUUAAAGGAAUCAAGAGAUUUUAAUGAAGUUUUUUAAACAUUUUGAAAAGCAUAUAGCACAUGAUUAUGUAUGUACAACAAUUAGUUAAUCCAUUUCAAAUAAUUAUCAAAUUCUGAGUAUGCUCAAUAAACAGGAAAUCCCAUAUGAUAUGAAGUCUACAAUGAAUUUCAACAAUAUAGAUCAAAAGAAUUAAAAAAGUCAAAGUACAAUUCUAUCAAGACUAUUGGACAUCAUUUCUAAGAGUGAUCAACUUCUACCAGAAUUGUUACAUUUUCUGUCAGAAACUUGUGAGGCAAAUGGAGAACCUGUGUUUUCGAAUUAAGAAUACUUAUUAAAUAGCAUUUAAUUAUUGAAUCAAAAGGUAAGGAAUGACAAAGGAGAAGAGAAAGUUUAUAUGAAUUUAGAACCCAUACAAGAGAAGGAAGGAAACUAUACGGAAUUUUAUAUUACAUACAGAACUUCAAAUAAGACCUAUGUCACUAGAAUGCUACAUGAUUUUUUGAAUGAUUAUAGAUAAUUCAAAGAUGUUGAUCAUUUUUAUGUGGUGUAAUACAACUAUUUAAUUGAAUAAUUGGCUUUUUUUUCAAAUAUUUGUUUUCAUCGAAAUACUGCAGCAAGAGAAUUGAUCUCAAAAACAUUUACUUACUCCUUUUUAUUAUCUUAUGCUGAAUAAAAUAAUCACCAAUAAGGAUUCAUGAGUGGAGAGCAGAAUUUUGUAGAUGAAUAGGUUAGAGCCUACUUUUUCAGAAUGAUUCGAACCUUGUAUAUUGAUAGAGAACCUUAUACAACAACCCCUAAACCAGAACUAGUAAGAAUUUAAGAGGAAAAGACUACUCAAAAGACUUUGUUUUUAUUUGAUGAAACAUCUAGUUAAAAGUGCGAAAAAGGAGAGUUUGAUAUUUAAAAAUUGAAAUAUAAGAUGCUCUAAUAUUUGCAUGAAUAGUCUGUAAAACUUGAAAAUAAUAUAGAAGAAGAAACUGUUUAUAACUUAGAGACUCUAGAAAUCAUUAAGAUAUUAGAAUUAAUGUUAAAGUUUGAGUUGUUUUGGAAAAGAGACGUUGAAGGUCCCAUAUAGAAAAAGAAUUCAAAUAAACGAGGAGCCUCCAUUUUUAAUAAAAUAUCAGAAAAUGGAGUGGGAUUAAAGGAAAUUGAUAGGUUGAUUACAGCAUUAUCAAAGAUUUUGGAGUAUGAUCAUCAGUACUUCAAGUGUUUAGCAAAUGCAAAAAUCAAGAGGAAUUGGUAAACAGAUAAUGAAAAAGACAAAGGCUUUAUGAAAUUCAAUAUCUCUGGUAUCAGCCAAGUAUUUGAAAAAGAGAGCAAGGAAAAAGAUGAAUAAUAACAAUCUAAUAAUAAUUUUAGGUAGGUUAAGUAAUAAGAUACGGAAGUUGUAAAUGAUUCCUUGUUUAAGAAAAUGAAAAAUGUCAGAAAAGUACUUUAAAGAUAUAAUAAUAAAACAUUCACCCUUAGAGAAAAUAAAGAAGAAGACUACCAGGUGUUGAUCAAGAUAUAGAUAUGUUAAAUAUUCUCCUAUUUAAUGGAUGUCUCAUAAGAUUAUUGGAUAGAUAAUGCCUUAGAGUUCUAUAAAUCUCUAUAAUAAAAUAAGUAAUUAAAUGAUGAAGUUAAGGAGGAAGACUUAAUUAAACUCUUUCCUGAGGAAAUAUUAAUGUCAGGAGAAUAAUGGGUUGAUAAACAAGAUAGUGAAAAAAAAGCAAAUAAAUAAUCAGCCCCUGUCUUAAAAAGCUUUGAUGAAGUCUUGAGAAGACCAUUCAUAGAAGUAUUGCUAAUUGCAUUGUAUUUCUCAAGAAACCCAUAAUUAGAGAAUUAGAUUGUGGAGUUGAUCUAAAGAUUUGCAAGAUAAAAAAAAGAAUUCUUAUAGCAUUUUGAGAAUAUAUAGAUAUUAGACACCAAUGAGUCUCAAUAAUUGUUUAAUGUGUGGGUUUAAAUGACAUCAAUAUUAAAAAAUAAUGUUUAAAGGAGUUAAACUUGGAUAGCAGAAAACAAUAGAAUAAUGCAUCAAACACUUUAAUGUCUCUGGAAAAUAGAUAGCAUAUUUUAAUAAACUGAGAGCGUUUCAUUAAAAUUAAAAUAGUAAAUAUUUGAACAUAUAGGCGGUUAUGAAGUUUUAAUAGAGUUAAUAAACAAAGCUUUAACUGUCAUUGACUAAAAAUCAUUCCCCCCUGAUCUAAUAUUAUUACUUAAGCAUACCAUGAAUAUUAUGGCUUAUUUUGCCAAAGAUAAUGAAAGAAAUUCCUUAACAGUUUAUAGAAAAGUUGUUAAGAAAAUCAUUUAGAAUAGCAAUUAAAAUAUUGGUUAAAUAAGCUUAAUUUGCUCAUUAUUUGAGAAAAAGCCAACUUUGUAUGGACAGCUUGGAUAAUAGGAAUAUGAUUAUUUUAUACAAUUGAUAAAAUAACAUGGAAGAUAUCCAGAAUUUCUAUAAUUUUAUUUAGAAAUUAUAGAAGUUACUGAAAUAUAUUCCAAAAAGUCAGUUGACAUGUUUGAAAUCAUCAUUGAAAAAUUAACAGAUCCUAUGGGCUUAUAACCUGAUCAAGAUAAUUACAAUCCCUUAUAUCCAUUUUAAGACUCUUACAAAAUCACUGACUUUUUUGAUUACACUCCUAACAAAUAAAAAUAUUAAUUUUACUUCAUCAAUAUCAUAUCGAAAUGUCUUUCAAAGAAAAUUAGAGCCUCAUUAAUUAGUCAAGCCAUUGAAUUUUUGAAACUGCAGGAUCUUCUUGAACACACACUCAUAGUAACCUAAAGAAUUUUGGGAUGUAUAAAAUAAAAAGAGAAGCCUCAUUAUGAGGAUAUCUAAUUGUAAAGUGACUAUUGGAACAUUAUUAAAACUAUGGUAUUUCAUAAACCAGAAACACUUGAUGAACUUAUGUUUCCAUAUAAUUCUGAAAUCUUAAAUAAAAUACUUACUGAUGAACAUAAGGCGAUCAAACAAAAGGAUAAGUUUAUACCUUAGAAUUUGAAUUACUUGUUCGAUUCCUUAUUACCUGUUGUAAAUAGAUAUAACGAAUUGUUGCAAAAUGCCUUAUUAUCUUCCGAGAAAGAUUAACAUUAAAUUAGCGAAUUUGUGUCUUUCUUUUUAGAAAAUCUUGAUAAAAUGUUCUUUUUGGCUCCAGCAGAAUUAACCAAUAAUAAAUAAAGAUUAAAAACCAUAUCCGAUUUAGGUUAAACUUUCAAUAUUCAAAUUCCAAUCAAAUUUUUUUAGCUAGACCCUAAUAUCUCCUAGGAUGAAAAGACAGCUGAUAUGUAAACUCAUUAUGCACAGUCUUAAGAAAACACUUAAAUAAGUUAAUUUCGUAAGAAGUAUUUUGGCUAAGAAUUUGUCAAAGAUUUAGUUAAAAAGGAAUCCUUAAAGUUAUCAAAUUCCAUUUGGACUAUUUAAAAUAUGUUUAAAGAUGAUAGAAAACAAGAAGUAAAGGAUCUAUUAUUGACAAACUCAGAUAUUAUUGUUAAAAUUCUAACUUAUUUGGAAUUUUGGAAGACAAACGGAGCCAGUAGAGAGAAUAUCAUCUUUAUUCUCAAAGUAUUAUCUGCCAUAUUAAAAGACACAGAAAACGAAUUAUACGAGAGGCAAGUGUUAUUUAAUAGAAUGAAUGUCACUUAAAUAUUGAUAGUUUUAUUAUGUGAAUCUGAAUUAGAACCAGUUUAUAUGGGUACUAUAAUGUCAUUUAUGAUACUACUAUUAAAAAAUGGAAAUUAAAAUGUUUAAAAAACUGCUUAUGAGUAUUUUUUAUCAAACACACAAUGUGAGAAGUUUUUUAAAUAACUCAAAAAUGUAUUCGAUAUUCAAAUAUUAUCAAUGAGUAGAGCCCAUAAAUUAAAUUAUUAGGAAAAUAAAUUAGUUUGUAAAGCUUUGAAAUUAACACAAUUAUUUUGUGAAGGACACAAUUAAGAUCUUUAAAAUUAUAUGAGAUCUUAAAGUAACUAAAAGAAUAGUUUUGAUUUAGUUUCUUAAAUUGUGUUGCUAAUUUCUACUUUUUAAAUCUCGAAAGCUAAUUUCGAAAGUGUCUUGCAAUGUUUUGAAACUCUGACAGAACUAAUCCAAGGACCAUGCAAAUAAAAUUAAUAAACUUUACUAAAAAGCAGUCUUUUAGAACAUGUUGUAUUGAUUUUAUCAGAAGACGAAAAAAUAUUUGAAUAAUCAAAUGAGUAUUUCAAAUACGAUGGUGAGAAGCAAUACAGACUGGCUAUUCAUCCAGGAUAAUUGGCCAGACUGAAAUUUAAAUGCUUAAAUUGUUUGGUAUCAUUAUUAGAAUGUUGUGACCCUCAGAAUUCUGAUAUUGCAAGAUUGGUAAGAGUUAUUCCUUUGAGCGUGUUAACAAACAAUCUUACAAGAGUGUAUAAGUUGUUUAAAGAGUAAUUUGGUGCUAUUUAUAAGGAUGAAAUUUUUAAAAGAGCAGAGCAUGAAAUCACAAAUGAUGAGUAAGCAGUAAGUUAAGAAUUCAUCAUAGAAAAUGGAUUUUGCAUAUUUUUGCUGAUGUAACAAUUCCUUGGAAAUUAAAAGGCUAAAUAAAUGUUAUAUGAUGAUAAUGAGAUGAAUGAUGUCUUAAAUGAGUUUGCUGAAAAUAACAAUAAGGAAGAGGAUAAUGCAAUUGCAAACAUAUUCUCAGGCUUAGAAAAUAUUGCAAAAAUGGGUGGCAAUCUAAUAGGAUAGAUAGGGUUGCCUUAGAAAUCAGAAGAGGAAAAGUUAUUGUAAGAGAAAUUAGAGCAAAAAGAGUUAACCAAGAAUGCUAUUAAGUUUUUUAGAUAAAAUACAUGCUCGAUUGAUAUGAUAAGGGAUUAGAAACUUUACACCAUUUAUUUUCCGAAAUUACCAAUUUGUAAAUUGCCUAAAAGUGCCAGACUCGAAUUUCAUGAUUAAGUUGAUCGAACAAGUAGUAAGACAAAAUUAACAUACUUGAUGGAAAGAGCUAAUUUUCUUAUAAAGGUUAUGGAAUACGAAGAAAAAUUGAAUUAAGUAUUUGCUAAAAAUCCUAUUUUCGCAUUUUUCGCAACAUCUGGAAAACUUUGGGAGAAUUGUGCAUUUGUAACAACAUUAGUCAUCAAUCUAAUAGUAUUAUUAAGUUAUUCAUAAAAAUUUUAUAAUGAAGGUCAAUCAGAUAUCACAGGGGAUUUGAUAUAUGAAAGAUUGUUAGAUCCAAGAUUAUUAGGAUAGACAGAUUUUAUAUGGACACCUAUAUUAAUUUAAGGAUUGGGAAUCACAAUGUUAGUGUUUAGUUCAUUAAUAGUUUUCUUCUUUUUAGUGAAAAGAGCACCUCUCAAAGUUGAUCACAUAUGGGAAGAUUAUUAAAAACCAAAAACAGUAAUGAAAAUGAUUUGGGAUGUGAGCAUAAGGGGAAUAAAAAGUUUAAUUAUUUUAUUAUAGGACUCAGACAUACUGUAUUAUUGUAUCUAUAUUAUCGCUGGGAUUGUUGGGUUGACAGUUCAUCCAUUUUUUUUUGCGUUUCACUUGAUGGAUUUCUUAAAAUUGGAGCAAUUAAAAACAGUAUUGGAUGCAAUAUGGGGUCCAAGGUAGGAAAUAGGUUUGGCACUUCUAUUAUUGGCUGUGAUUGAAUAUUAUGUUGGAAUUCUUGGGUUUGUCAUAUUUUUUAAUGAUUAUCCGAUAGUAAAUGGAACAAACUGUAGAAUACUACAAGACAAUGAUCAUAUUAUAUGUGAGAGGGGAUGUAGUACAUUGUGGCAAUGCAUUUUUAUGAGUUUUGAUUUAACAUUCAAAUUCACAGGGGCUUUAGGUCAAGGGAUUAUGGAUUAUGACACUAUUACAGAAAUAUCUUAGGAUUAUGAUAUGAUUGUAAAUGGUUGGGAUAGAGUAAUCUACUCAUAAAAUGAAUAUGAUGGAGUCGAUCAUAGUUUCACUUCGAAUUACUUUAGUCGUUUUGUUUUUGACAAUGCUGUCAAUAUUGUGUUAGUUAUGAUUAUGCUCAAUAUGAUAUAAGGUAUUAUUGUUGAUACUUUUGGUUCAUUGAGAGAAAAGCUUCAAGAAAGAAUCAAAGAUCAAACGAUGAAGUGCUUCAUAUGUGGUAUCACAAGGGAAAAAUUCGAAAAAAAUGAUGAAGGAGGAGGCAUGGGCUUUCAAGAACACAUAGAAUAAGAACAUUACAUGUGGAAUUACAUUUAUUAUAUUGCUUAUUUGAAGCAUAAAGAUGAAAAUGAUUAUAAUGGCAACGAAUCCUAUAUCAAAUCAAAAAUUGAUAUUAAAGAUAUAAGUUGGAUGCCAAUUAAAAGAGCAAGAUUUGCUGAAGAAGAUAUGGAUGAUUAAUAAAAAGGUAAUGAAAUCUAAGAGGUAAUUGAGAUGAAGAUGAAAACCAUGAAUGAUUCAUUAGAGAAGAUCUAAGAUAGAAUAAAACAUAUAAUUGAUAUUAUCAAUAAUCAACCUGUAAGCAUGACAGAAACAUACCACGCAUGA